UAGCCUGGUGGUUGUUGUCAUAUCAUUCAUUGUUGAGGCCACCUGCCGCUGUAUGGAAGCUCUACCAAAUAGUUCAAACAAUGUAGCGUAACAGAGUAGUGCAAGUAUUGGAGAUGUUGAAAAGAGAAGAGGGAGUUCUAAAUUGGAAAUAACACUUGCCAACAAACCAGCAUGGCUAGACUUUACCGGCAAGGGAGGACAAAGAUGCGACGACACAAGGUCUUUCUCUUCGGCACAUUGGCCUUGUGUGUCCUCUCCCUGCUGCAAUACUGCAAGGCCCUCCACCACAUGCUUAUGCUGAGAGAGCUGUAUACCUCCUCUGUCAACCUCGAGGCCCUGGGCUUCCUCUGGAGAGGGAAUGUUCGCUCAGGGAUGAAGCCUCUCCCUGGGUCUCGACCCUCCAACACGGGCCUGUGGGAACCAGGGGAUGACCAGGGGAAUGCGGAGGUGGAGAGAUGGAUUGGGCAUGGCGGUGAGGACCCAUGGGGUAAGGAGCAGCCUGACUCAGGGAAUGUAAACAGAAUGACGGUCACUCUCCCAGACCCCAAAGGACCAUGGGGGGAACUUCACAAACGGAGCUUCCGUCUUCGCGAUGACCCCACCCCAUUCUUUGCGCGCACCAAGUCUGGAGCAUAUUGCUUCCGAGAGGGGACGGAAAUGGCUUUUCUCAAAGACGACUCAGGACAAACGGUACAAGCAGCACGAGAGGGCCAGCGUAAGAUACUGCAUGCACAGCAAGAGGAACCCAAGUCAGCCCAGGGGAAAUACGCCCGGGGGAAAAGGCUGGUGAAGUGUAUGUGUCGCCAAGGCUGGCACGGCCCUCACUGUGGCAUCCCCACCAUGGUGCAACACUCCAACCUGCCCACUAAGGGAAGUCUGAUGCCCAGGAUGGUUCCACGGAGGGUCAUCAACGCCAUUAACAUCAACCACGAGUUUGACCUCCUCCACGCCCGCUUUCACGAGCUGGCCGACACUGUUGACCUCUUCCUGGUGUGUGAGUCAAACUUCACGGCCUAUGGAAAUUCCAAGCCACUGCACUUCCUGCGCCUUCUGCUUAACGGGACCUACAACUACAUUCGCCACAAGAUCCUCUAUGUCUUCCUUAAUCACUUUCCUAAAGGUGGCCAGCAGAACGGGUGGAUUGCUGACGACUACCUGCGGACGUUUUUAAGCUAUGACGGGAUGUCCAGGGUGCAAGGCGCCAGGCCAGAUGAUGUCUUCCUCAUCAACGAUGCAGACGAGAUCCCUGCCCGCGAGGGCAUCCUCUUCCUCAAACUCUACGACGGCUGGACGGAACCGGUGUCCAUCCACAUGAGAAAGUCCCUUUAUGGUUUCUUCUGGAGGCAGCCUGGGACACUGGAAGUCCACUCCGCCUGCACUGUUGCCAUGCUUUUUGCCGUCUACAAUGGAGACGGGAUAUCACUGAGGCGCAGGGAUUACUACUUCAUGCCGGGUUUCCGGAACUAUCAGAGGGAGAGUGGACACAUCCUGGUGCAGUGGUCCAUUGGGAGCCCCGUCCACUACGCAGGCUGGCACUGUUCCUGGUGCUUCAGACCAGAGGGAAUCUCCCACAAACUAAUAUCUGCCCAGAAUGGAGACUUCCCCCGCUGGGGCGACUACGUGGAAAAACGAGACCUGAACUACAUCAAGAGCUUGAUCCAGACUGGGGGAUGGUUUGAUGGCUCGGUGGGGGAGUACCCAUCCACAGACCCUAAAGAGCCUAUGUACGCACCCAAAUAUCUAUUAAAGAACUUUCCGCUGUACCGCUACAUACUUGAGAACCCAUAUGUCUGAAUCUGGUAGAAAACCGGUAAGGAUUAUUUUCUCAUUGUUGAUUUCAAUGGAAGGAUUUUUAACUUCAAGGGGUGUUGUCUGAACACAACUAUGAAACCUCCACCUAUGCCUCUGAUUGAAGGGCAGGCCCUCCACUUCCUGUCUGAAGAAGAAGUAGCUAGUGGUUGAGAGGGAGUGUAAUGAGUGACAUCUGAGACUCAUUCUAUCCGAUUCUAUCCCUUUUCAAUCACAAUAUUUAAAUGAUAGUUAAACAAUCCUCAAUGACAAAGGCCCCUUCUACUCCAGAGCAUUCAAGGACCGGUUUACGUUUGGGACAUUGACUUUUGUACAGUUCCUAACUGUAGACGUGAUGGCAGACAGGUAUAUAUGUAUAGAAAGUCUAUCUGAUGAUGGCCAGUGAUACUGUAGUUUUCCCUCAGUCAGAUCAACAAUGUGCUUCUAGUGCCACCAGUUCUGAGUUUCCAGAGACCUCUGUGAAGAAAGAGACCUGAAAAACGAUCCGUGCACUUUUCUGUGGUGGUGGUAAAACUGGUGGUGGUAAAACUGUGUUACUGUGCUGAAAUGGUUGUUCAAACAACACAGAGAAAUAUAGCGGGAAAGGGAAAGUCUGUUUUAUAUUGUUAAAUAAUACAAAUUCAGGUUUCCCUCACUAAUGUGGGCUUGUCUUAAACGUUGCUUCAUUUGACUACACAACUUUCUCAUAGCCUUCUUGUAAACAGAUUGUGUAUGGUUUACAGGUGAAUAAAUGUGAGGCCAAAAAGAAUAUGUCAUUAGAACCAUGGAAUCAGGCCAAACAAUUGUCACAUUGCUUUUAGACAUUUCUGUCAUUUGUGUUCAUUGUUCAUUGAGAGAGAAAAUUCUUGAGAAACAAAAUCAAUUUCUUCUGCUAUGGUCUCGUGAUUCACAUCACGUCUGGUAAUUCAAUCUGUUCUAGACACUCAAUUUGGCAUGUAUAUAAGCCAACGCAAUGGUUUCCUUGGUUUCGUCCUUAAAAAAAUGGAUUCCAAUUCUUCAACAACCAAAUAACGAACGUGAUAAUAAUAUUCCUACAGAUCUUAGGGACAUAUCCCCUGUGAAUAGGAUGCAUAGCAAUGACAAUUAUUCAUGUAUUCAUGCUUAGUUAAGAAACAACAGACUGUCUGCCAUCAAUCGGAUCAGCCUUCGAUACGCUGCAAGCCAUUUGUUCCUACCUGAAUUACAAUAGAGUCACUGAGAGGCCUAUUCAACAGAAACCAGUGCGUCAACAAAACAAAAGCAAAAUGUUUAUGUUGUGAAUAUCUUAGUUUGUUCUUGUUUCGCACUGCAGACUAUGUUUUGUUGAGUAGCUAUAUGAACCCAAACCUACUGGCAGUAAAAACAGUAACAGGAUGACAUGAAUACAGACAAAAGUGCAUCAAAAGGAGUCAUUUAUUAGUAUACUUUAACUUAAAUUUUGAGUCAUUUAUUACAUGUAUUACUUAAUCAUGCACCUUUAUUUCCAGAUAAACUUACAAUGUUAGGAAGGUUAAGACUGCUGUUUACUGUUGUCAUGUCAAUGUGGACACUUUUGUUCAGAAUUAGCUUUAGCACUUCCUUGUCUUGGGAGAAUGACUUUGGGAAUAAGGAGAUAAUAAUAAUUGAUUGGUGUAUUGACAAUGUUUCUCUUGGGAAUCUGAUGCUUCGUCAAUUGAUGCUCUGACUUGCAGUUUGCACACAUUCUCUCACAGCCUUUAAAACGACUUACUCUGAACUCUGAUACACCUCUUGUUUCUCAACACCUCUCGUUCCUCAAUCCAUGUUUUGAUUAUUCGUGCACUCAACUUUUAAACUCCCUCUGCCUUAUUGUGUGCGUGCGUGCGUGUGUGCGUGCGUGUGUGUGUGUGCGUGCGUGUGCGUGCAUGUCUGUGUGAAUAUGUAUUUUAUCUAUCUUGUUAGAAAUUAUUUGUAAGGUGCCACUUUUCAAUAUCUUUCUAUCUGGAGUCCACAUGAUGAAAAGUGGGACUUCCACAGUGGCUACAUUUAAAGGCCAGAAUCUCAGGAAUAUUAGAGAAUGGCAUGUGAAUGGCAUGAAUGGCAACUAUACAAACUGCACUGUUGUUUAAGGUCCACAGCAUGUUUACAGCAAAAAAAUGCCUUCGAUGUUGUUGACUUUGCUUUUUUAGGGGGAUUUAUUUUGUAAUUUCUGGAUGGUGUCCAAUAUUUCUUUGUACAACUAUGAGGUACUACUCCUGUGUUCUAACUAAAAAAAUUAAUUUGUUGAAGUAAAAAUCAAUAACUAA
Molecule: messenger RNA, 4052 nt
Organism: Oncorhynchus nerka (sockeye salmon)
Lineage: Eukaryota; Metazoa; Chordata; Actinopteri; Salmoniformes; Salmonidae
Product: beta-1,4-mannosyl-glycoprotein 4-beta-N-acetylglucosaminyltransferase-like
Exons: 3
Coding region: 172-1794 (540 amino acids)
Biological process (GO): protein N-linked glycosylation; N-acetylglucosamine metabolic process
Cellular component (GO): membrane
Molecular function (GO): beta-1,4-mannosylglycoprotein 4-beta-N-acetylglucosaminyltransferase activity
Source: RefSeq, a predicted model, not a curated record